Molecule: messenger RNA, 1548 nt
Organism: Centruroides sculpturatus (bark scorpion)
Lineage: Eukaryota; Metazoa; Arthropoda; Arachnida; Scorpiones; Buthidae
Product: ras-related protein ORAB-1-like
Exons: 7
Coding region: 139-750 (203 amino acids)
Molecular function (GO): GTPase activity; GTP binding
Source: RefSeq, a predicted model, not a curated record
ACAAACAGCCAUCUUUCUAGUGCGUUUUGGUGUUUGGAAGGACAUUUAUCAUCUUCGUAUCGUUUUAUUGUCCUUAUUUAAUGUUCUUACCUUUGUAAUAUAAUAUAAUAAAAGGGAAAUUACCAAUUUAUAUAUAAAAUGAAUCCAGAAUAUGAUUAUUUAUUCAAACUCCUCCUUAUUGGAGAUUCUGGAGUUGGAAAGUCAUGUUUAUUACUACGUUUUGCUGAUGAUACUUACACAGAAAGUUACAUCAGCACAAUUGGAGUGGACUUUAAAAUUAGAACAAUAGAACUGGAUGGUAAAACGAUAAAAUUACAGAUAUGGGAUACUGCAGGUCAAGAAAGGUUCAGAACUAUAACAUCAAGUUACUACAGAGGAGCACAUGGAAUAAUAGUUGUUUAUGAUGUUACAGAUCAAGAAUCAUUUAAUAAUGUAAAGCAGUGGCUUCAGGAAAUAGAACGUUAUGCUUGCGAAGGCGUAAAUAAGCUUUUAGUUGGAAACAAAAGUGAUCUGACACUCAAAAAAGUGGUGGAUUUUGCUUCGGCAAAGGAAUUUGCCGAUCAGCUUGGGAUACCAUUUCUCGAGACAAGUGCUAAGAAUGCUACCAAUGUAGAAAAUGUUUUUAUGACAAUGGCAGCGGAAAUUAAGAACAGGAUGGGCCCACUAUCCACUAGUGAUCUCAGCACAGGAAGUAAAAUCAACCCAAAUGCCAGUACUCCAAUCAAAACACAGGGAUCUGGAUGCUGUUGAAAAAGCUACAAUUAGAUAUCACAUCAAUGCUUUUUUUUAUUAGUAAUUUUGUUUCGGUUUUUUAUUCUAUAAUUUGUAGAAGGAAUCCAAUAAAUGUUGGUUUUUGCCUUCUCAUGAACUGAAUUCCACAAGGAAUAAAAAAAUUUCUGAUUUUGACUUUACGAACAUGAAGUCUGGAAGGAUUUUACAUGCACUUCUUUCCAGUUAUUGAGCAGAAAUGAUAGAUUACAUUAGGAUUAACAAAAGAAUAUUUAAAGGAUGUGUACUAUUUCAUCAUGUAAUUUAUGCAUCUCAAGAAUAUUUUGUCAUUAGCAGUAAGUAUUUAUAGUUUAACAUUAUUUUCUAGUUGUAUCAAGACGUCAUUGGAGAGAUUCAAAGUUCACUAUUAAAAAAAUUUAUUCGUAGUUUUGAUAUGAUUUUUUUCCAGUUUAAUUUUUUGGUACAGUUAUAUAUACGAUCAGUUCAAAUAAAGCAGUAAGUACAGACUAGUCUCUACUAUCUACGGAUUUAUUAAUCAAAUUGUAAACUGUGUGAGUGAGUCACUCAUUAUUUCUCAUUAUGUGACACAUUAUAAGAAAAAAUUCAUUUAUUCUUGAUGUCAAUGUAAUUUAUUGAACAUUAGCCAGUCUUUAUAGCUUUACCUUGCAUUAUCCAUAUGUCAUUCGGGAUGUACAGAAACAGCUUUUUAAUCUUUGUCUGACUAUUGAUGCAGGCAGUUCAAAAGAAGAAAAUUUUAGCGAGUCUGUAAAUUAUAAAAACCUAUAAUUUUGAGCUAAUAAAAUUUUUCAAUACCUUAAA